Molecule: messenger RNA, 954 nt
Organism: Colletotrichum karsti
Lineage: Eukaryota; Fungi; Ascomycota; Sordariomycetes; Glomerellales; Glomerellaceae
Product: calcineurin-like phosphoesterase
Exons: 1
Coding region: 1-954 (317 amino acids)
Molecular function (GO): hydrolase activity
Source: RefSeq, a predicted model, not a curated record
AUGCGCUUCUUCAGAUCUCCGACGUCGGGCCUCGACGCAAUCCUCAACCGUCCGGAAGAGACGACCUGGGACCGUCUACUCUCCUCGCCCCUGACCACCAUCGCGAAGUACCUCUACGAGUUCUUCCCCGUCUCCUUCCCGACGCCGUCCCCGCGCGGCGGCGGCGCCGUGUCGGUGGUCUGCGUCUCGGACACCCACGGCACGCAGCCGCGCCUGCCGCCCGGCGACGUGCUCGUCCACGCGGGCGACCUCUCCGUCUCCGGGAAGCGGGAGGAGGUGCGCGAGACCGUGGACUGGAUCAAGCGGCAGCCGCACCGUUUCAAAGUCGUCAUCGCGGGGAACCACGAUCUCUGUCUCGACGAGGACGGUGAGGAAGAGGUGGUGGAUUGGGGGGACGUGGUGUAUCUCAACCGCUCCUCCGCGACUCUGAAGAUCCCCGUGGAAGAUUCCGCGGGGGACGUGAAGACGAGGGAGGUCCGGGUCUACGGCAGCCCGUACACGCCGAAACACGGCAACUGGGCCUUCCAGUACCCGCGCUCGGCCGCCUCGAACCCGUUCACGGGGGACGUUCCGGCGGGGACGGAUAUCAUGGUCACGCACGCGCCGCCGAAGGGACACAUGGACGAUCCGAAGGGCCACUGGGGCUGCGAGAAGUUGCUGGAGGAGGUGUGGCGGGUGAGGCCGCGGUUGCACGUCUUCGGGCACGUUCACUGCGGGCGCGGGGUCGAGGCUGUCGGGUUCGACGAGGUGCAGAGGGCGUGGGAGGAUUUGGUGCUGGAGAGGUCGAAGGGCGGGAGGGGUGUGUGGGCGUUCGUGCGGAUGGUGAGGGCUUGGUUUGGUGUUUGGUGGAGGGGCGGGAGGAGGGCACGAGGGGAGACGGUGCUUGUUAAUGGUGCUGUUAAAGGGGGGUUGAAGGAUAGGUUGAUUCGGGAGGCUAUUGUUGUGAGGAUAUAG